GUUUCGUACAAAAAUAUGAAUGUUCACACUUAGCACCAGAAGUGUUCCUCUCAAUCAAACCUCAAUCAAAGCCCUUUACCAAAACCCACUCGGGCCCAUUUAAUUUCUGACUCGUCUUUUCCCAUCUUUGAAUUUACAAUAACCAUUUCAGCUGCAUGCUCUCACUCUCGGUCAAGGCUUUCAGCUCAAAAAUCAAUCAUGGCCGUCGCCACAGCGAUUGGGUUUUUGACGCCCUUGAAUGGCAAGUUGGAGGAAAAGGGCACCUCUCCCAAAAUACCCCUCUCCAAAGGCAUUACAUAUGUCGGCCGCGAUUGCAUUCCGAUCACCGAUAAGCGCCUCAGCCGGCAGCAUAUUGCUGUCAGUGUCUCCGAUGACGGUUCCGCUGACAUCAUUGUUGAAGGGACGAACCCGGUAGUCGUAAGGUCCAAAGGUGAGAGGAAGAAACUUUUGUCUGGAGAAAAGCAGAAAAUUCAAGCUGGGGAUGUUAUAGAGUUAUUGCCUGGUCAUUACUUUUUCAAAGUAGAAAUUUUAUCAUCUAUUAUUACACAUAAAAGGCCUUUGGAUGAAGGAAAUGGUAAAGGGAAAGAGCUUGCUUGUAGUAGGAAGCGAAUGCAAAAGUUCUCACAGGAACAGACAUAUGUUGAAAAUUCAAAUUGUAAUGAUGAAGACUCAAACACUUCCUCCGAGGGAAUAAGGCAUUUCCAAGUUCCUAAAGAUAAGCUGCCGCUGACUUUUAGACUAUUGAGAGUGAAAGGAUUGCCAGAGUGGGCAAAUACGAAUGCUGUUUCCAUUAAUGAUGUGAUUCAGGGUGAUGUUCUCUUUGCCGUCCUUUCAAAUUAUAUGGUCGAUAUUGACUGGCUACUUUCUGCGUGUCCAAUGCUUAGAAGAGUCCUGCAUGUGCUUGUUGUCCAUGGGGAAGGUGACGGUACCCUCGAGUACAUGAAGAGAAAUAAGCCUUCUAACUGGAUUCUCCACAAACCUCCAUUACCCAUUUCAUACGGAACACACCAUUCGAAAGCCAUGCUUCUUAUCUAUCCACGAGGAGUGCGAGUCAUUGUGCAUACAGCAAACUUGAUACAUGUUGACUGGAACAACAAAUCCCAAGGUUUGUGGAUGCAAGAUUUUCCAUGGAAGGAUCAAAACAGUACAAGUAGUGGGUGUGGAUUUGAAAAUGACCUGGUCGAGUAUCUGAGCGCAUUGAAGUGGCCUGAAUUCAAUGCCAACUUACCGGGCAUCGGUAGCUUCAGUAUAAAUCCCUCUUUCUUCAAGAAAUUUGAUUACAGCUCUGCCACGGUGAGGCUUAUUGCUUCAGUCCCAGGAUACCAUUCUGGCUCGAGCUUAAGGAAAUGGGGACAUAUGAAGUUACGGACUGUUUUGCAAGAGUGUACCUUUGAGAAUCAGUUUGAGAAAUCUCCACUUAUUUAUCAGUUUUCUUCACUAGGUUCGUUGGAUGAGAAAUGGAUGACUGAGCUGGCAUCUUCCAUGUCAGCAGGUAUGACCGAAGACAAAAGGCCUUUGGGUCCCAGUAAACCCUUGAUCGUAUGGCCGUCUGUGGAGGACGUCAAAUCUUCCUUAGAGAAGCUGAUUGUUUGUUUUCCUUUGCUUGAUUCUGAAAAGGGUUAUGCAGCUGGAAAUGCGAUACCAAGCCCACUAAAAAAUGUAGAGAAAGAAUUCCUUAAAAAGUAUUGGGCAAAGUGGAAAGCUGGCCACACAGGUCGCUGUCGUGCGAUGCCUCAUAUAAAGACGUUCACACGUUACAAUGGGCAAAACCUUGCAUGGCUACUGCUGACCUCAUCGAACCUCAGCAAAGCUGCCUGGGGAGCUCUGCAGAAAAAUAACUCUCAGUUAAUGAUCCGUUCAUAUGAGCUGGGUGUACUGUUCUUGCCUCUACACAAGGAAUAUGGAUGUGGCUUUUCAUGCACUGAUGGCGCACAAGACUCAAAGGACAUAUCGACUUCUCAAAGAAGUUCUGAAGCGAAACGAACAAAACUUGUGACCCUGUCUUGGAGAAGUAACCAAAAUAAUCAAUCAUGUGAAGUUAUUCGAUUGCCCGUGCCUUAUGAACUUCCUCCAAAACCUUACUCUUCGGGAGAUAUACCCUGGUCUUGGGAUCGAAAGUAUACAGAGAAGGAUGUAUAUGGCCAAGUUUGGCCAAGGCAGGUGAAGCUUUACACUAGUCAAUAGGAGCGUGUCUGUUUUCUGUUAGUUUUAAGCGGGUAAAAUGUAAAGAACUCGUUUGUUACCAGGUUAGUUGAAGUUAUAACUUGGUGCAGUUGAAGUAGUCUGGCCUUUGGGGUUAGAUUUUUUAAAGUUUAUUUUGGUAUAUAAAAUCAAUCAUCUGUUUUCUUGAUCUGUUCCUUUCUUCCUUUUACUGCUUGUGAAUUUCUCUUGGCAAGACACGGCAAAAACCAGGCUUCUUGAUUCAGGCAUGCAUUUAUAGUCGGU
Messenger RNA from Striga asiatica, 2445 nucleotides. NCBI's taxonomy places the organism in Eukaryota, Viridiplantae, Streptophyta, Magnoliopsida, Lamiales, Orobanchaceae. The record is from the annotation of a GenBank genome assembly.